Messenger RNA from Colias croceus (clouded yellow), 7800 nucleotides. RefSeq lists its product as uncharacterized. Bases 171 to 4190 code for a protein of 1339 amino acids. The transcript is spliced from 24 exons. NCBI's taxonomy places the organism in Eukaryota, Metazoa, Arthropoda, Insecta, Lepidoptera, Pieridae. The record is from RefSeq and is a predicted model, not a curated record. Gene Ontology annotation, molecular function: protein binding.
GAGUGCGUGUCUUGUUGCGCUUUAUUUUGCCGCUUCGUCGUGAUACCGGGCGAUGCCAAACAACAAAAGCAUUUCGCAUGUGCUCGUGUUUUGAUGAAAUAAAUGGUGUUUAGUGUAUUGUAAUAAAUUAAUACGGUGAUGUUGAGAUAAAGUGGUGGAACAGCGGCGCCAUGGGCAAUUCGUGUAGCUCUGGGCAGGCUCAUAAGGAUAAGGAUAAUGUUUCGCAGCAGUCGGAAGAACCGAACUGCUGCGCCCGCAGGUCCCCGCCGUACCGCGUCACCAAGCCGUCGUUCGACGCUGCGGCGGAGCCUGCGCAGGAGUUGCUCGAGCCAGCCCCCUCCUUUAAGGACAAGAAGCCGCAACUUAAAGGGCCUAGAGCACAGAUUGGAUCCAGCGUCUCUGAUUCCAUCUCGCUAUCAUCACCGCAAGCAUGUGCGUCACCACGCGAGGAGGUGGUAGGUGUGGGCCCUCCUAUGCCGGCGAAUGUGUCGGCUCUCUCGGAGGAGCAUAGGGCAUACCUGCUGGGCAAGAGCAAUGGCCAGCGAGCCAGGAAGCGGAGGGCCAUGCUGAUAUAUGUGUGUGCGGCGGAUUCGCAGGAUUGUUGCGCAGAAAAGGGCGCGUUGCACUGUGGCGUAGCAGCGCGGCUCCGCCUGCGCGCACGCAAGCGCGGCUGGCGCGUGCACGUUGCGGAUCUGCACUGGCGAUCACCGCUCGAACAACAGCGGGAUCAUCGCUUUCCUGUGCUCUGUAUAUCGGAACUUGCACGUCAAUCAGAACUAGGUGCAGUAGUACCAGUGUUGUUUUUGAACUCUAAUCUCGGAACUCCAUUGCUACCUCAUACAUUGGAAUGUGCGGACUUCAAGGCAGCAUUGGAGGCCGCUGAUGAUGAAAAUGAUAGGAGCUUAUUGAAUAAAUGGUACACGCUAGACAGCAGCACGACGCCGCCGUGCUACCGGCUGGUGCGCGGCGCGCCGGCCCGCUGGCGCCGCGAGAUGGCGCGCGCGCUCAACGUGCUCGUGCGCACGCUGCCGCAGGAGGCGUGCGACGCGUACCUCACCACCGUGCUGGAGCAGGAAGUACAACACACAGUGCUGAUGAGCUCCGAAACAGCUCGCCGCUGUGUGUGGGUGUGUCGGUCUGGAGUAGCUGACGCUCCGCAAGGCUCUGAUGAGCAGCUGAGAGAACUGCAGCGACGACUGGCUAACUUGCAGCGGGAUUUGAAGCUAUACCUAAGCGAACGCAACGUAAUCCGAGCAAGCGUGCGCGGUCGAGCACAUACAGCUGGCGACGAAGAGUAUACCGCUGGUGUUCGAGCCGCGCUCGGCGAGCGGCUCGACGCACUGCUCGACGCGCUUGUGGCUGAUGGGGACGGGCCUGCCGGGUAUUGUGGGAUACCGGCUAGUUUAUUCGAGGAGAUAUCGGAACAUUUAUUAUUCUGUCAGAAAGCAACACAAUGCACAUCGAACAGAGAAAUUACUUUGAACGAGCUGAAAACCUACGUCCAAAGCGACAGUAAAGUCCCUCUAGUGGUUAUAGGAGGUACCGGUUGUGGAAAGGCAACUUUAUUGGCAAGAGCGGCUGCGCUUGCGCACACUUGGUUGGACGAUCUGACGCUGGUUGUUCGGUUCGUCGGUCUCACAUCGCAAUCUAGCACUUCCCAUCAGCUGUUGAAGUCUAUAGUUGAUCAGCUGCAUGUUCUGCAUACUGGCACCGUGUAUCGGGGCAAAAAUGAGGCGGGAUCCCUCUCAAUAACACUACACCGGCUGCUAGACGCACUAUCCCGCACCCGGGCGGUGCUGGUGUGCGUGGGCGGAGCGGACGCGCUGCGCGGAGUGCGCUGGCUGCCGGAGCGCUUGCCCAGCGGCGUGAAGAUGAUCGUCACGGUCACCGAGGAAAAAGACGAGCCAUCAAGUUCGGCAAUAAUGGCAGUAUUAUCGUCUGAAGACGGGCCGAAAGUAGUACGAGCGCCGCCUGUUGGUGCGGAAGAAGCUAAAGCAGUACUAACAGCAUGUGCAGCCACGUAUAGUAAGACUGGUGCUGCUUCACCACCAGAGGCUGCUGUGAAGGCAGUACAAAAGUGUACUCUACCACUGUACUGUAAGAUCUUAGCAUGGCAGAUAUCACUAUCAGCGGAAACAUUCACAGAACAGUCAGAGCCAGAAACCACACCCGAAUUAGUUAUAUGCGAUGAAUUAGAAGCUCAAUUGGAACAAAUUCUCAUUGCAACUGAAGCAGCAUUAGGCGCUGAGAAGGUUAAAGCCUGUUUGUCUUUACUAACUGCGUCUAGACGGGGCUUGGAUGAUACGGAAAUCCUGGAUAUGUUAGCUCAUGAUGACCUGUUUAGGAGCGAAGAGACAUAUUUACCAUGGGCUCCCGCUGCGUUGCUCUGGCCGCAAGUGAGCGCGUUACUAGCCCCAUGGUUACGCUGGGACGCACGUGGGGCCGCUCGCUGGCGGGACGCCGCGCUGGCCGCCGCGGCCGCCGAGCGCUACCUGAGCGACGGGCACCAGGCGCGCCGCACGCUGGCCGAGUACUACGAGGGAGUUUGGUACAACGACAAUGAUCCCAAAAUGUCUGGACGUCUUAUUUCGCAAGAAAACAAAUUCUCUGAUGAAUGCUACAACACAAGAAAACUAGACGAGCUUCCAUUCCAACACUAUCAUUUACUAAAAGAAGAUCCAGAGGCAUUCGCAAACAAGCCAUAUUUCACAAAACUAGACUGGGUCCACGACAAACUAGCGGCCACAGACUGCGGACAUUUUUUAGAAGACAUAGGCCUUGUACAUAUCGACCCUUUACCCGAACACCUUGAAAUACUCAAGGAAGUCUUCGAAACGCACUCGUACGCGCUAGACUACGACCAUAGACAAUUCUACGGCCUCCUCCGAGCUACCAUAGAGCGGCGUCAAAGAGAAGGCAUAGACAUCCACAGUGAUAUAGUUCGGGAAUGGAUGAGGCAGAUUUUCGACCCACCCGUACCUACGUUUUAUCCAAUGAACGAUGAUUUCUGGAAAAUCAUGGAGAAUAGAGAAAAGCGUGAUUUCUCUAUGGUCGAGGGUUUUGAUACUAAGCCGUACGAUUUGAUUGUUAGAUUUGAUACUAGGGGCAAAUUUAUUGCUACUGUUUCUACGGAGAGGGAGGAAAUUUGCGUUUGGGAUGUUACAAGGUGUAAGUUAGUACGAAAGAUAGUAGGAGUGACGCAUCCUAUAAACUUAGUGCCAAUAGACGAGUACCGGUGCGUUGUCUUGUGCAGACGUGAACUGAGAGUGUAUGAUUUAGACCAGGGUAAAUUCGUAGUAGCACUGAAAGGUGUGAUGAACCAAAAAAUGCCGUACUACGGUCUACACGACUCGAAGCAUUUAGUCGCUCUGUCUAGGAAUAGGAUGUAUGUGAAUCUUAUGAAUAUUGAAACAGGUGAUUGUGUGACGACGUUCAAAGCUGGUGAAGAUAGAUUUUUAAAUUCAUUGUUGGUAUCAGGAGAUGGAAGAGUUUUGGUGUGUGGAGAUGAAACACAAAAGCCGUUCCCGUUGUUAGUAUGGUCGCUCACAUCUCGGAAACUGUUAUACGAUCUUAGGAUACCGCAUCAUGAUUUCGUUACGUCUAAAGCGGCUAUUACGUAUGAAGGUUCAUACGUAUGCGUAGUAUCCCGUGAGCUAGACGAGCCAAGUCCAAACUUCAUAGUAGUGUACGACUUACAAUCUGGGACCUUAUUCAAGAAAUGGAAGCCAGGUUGCGAUACUGUGGCACUUGCUAUAAGUUCAGUGGAUGGGUGUGUGGUGUCCUCGCUCGCUGAUACCAGGAUAUUGGUCUGGGAUUUGGUUACUGGUAAUUGCCGUCUAUCUCUAAGCGGUCACGUAUCCGCGGCUACGCAGUUACGGCUCGGACGUUCGGGAGCAUUGUUACUCUCAGCUGAUCUAUCUGCUACUGAUUUAUCUGUGCGACUGUGGGAUUUGGCUGCUGGUAAACUAAUAGCAGUAUACACACCACCAGAACGCAUUACCUCCUGCGAGAUCCUCCUAGGCGGGUCCAUUCUUGCUCUAGCCAUGGAGAACUAUAAGGAAAUAGUCUGCGUCAAACUCUAUGGUCCGACCAUAGACUCUGUGAAACAUGGCCGCGAUCUAGAGUACGAUGACGAUGUCUAUGGUCACAUAGAGUAUGAAGGGAAGACGUUUGAAGUCAAAGAGACAUGAUCGCUGGCGAUCGAGUUAUGAUAUCUAGCAAUAAUCUGAGGCUAUUGAAUGGGGGUUGAGGCUGUGCUGAUAAUUUUUUUUCGUGAUUUUUAUGACUUUUGUUUUUUUUUGCUGAUCUAAUAUGAAUGUGAAUGUUAUAAACAGUUAGUGUAAAAACAUUUUUUUUGUAAUCAGUUACUCUUUUAUAUUUUGAUACCCUUACACUACGAAUGUAGAAUAAUAAUUUUUUUUUUAAUUUGUUUAAAAAAACCGUCGAUAAAAAAACAAAGAAAAAUCGUAUAAACUCAUCAACAUCAGCCUCAAUUAUUCAUUCAUGGUAAAGAUGCAUUUUAUAUUUUAUUUGUGUAUUGGGUGCAGGUCACUGAUGUUAUUUAAAUUUGUAUACUUGUGGCACAAACAACGUAGGUAUAAAGAAAUAUUGUAAAUUAUAUCAUCUCAAUAGUUGUGUGUAUGUUUUUCAAUUAAAAAAUCUUAUUUUUUAUAAUUGUAACUGCUGCAGAAGCUUAACAAUAUUAAUAAAAAUGUAUAAUGCAAGUUAAAACGUAACUUGUAAAAUCAUUACUGUCAACAUUACAUCAUAGUAAAAAUUCGAUGAUAACGCACUAACUACCUUUAUGCGUGAAAUAUCAUUUGACAAUAGUCUACACAACAUAUCGGUCAGCUAUAAAAAAACAUUUUUUUUUUUUUCAAAUAUAUAUGACAAAUCGACUGUUACCUCAAUUUAUUAUUCAUUUGCUACGAUCUAACCCAAAACAAAACUCUCGCUUAUUGAGAUAGAGGUUUAUUAAUUGAUUAAAAAUUAACAAUAUUUCUUUAUACUGUUCGAAUAAAUAAACCGAAGCACAACUCUUACAAACAUGAAUAUCCACAUAACCUCUAGUCAGCCAUUUGUUUGUUUUAAAAUUCUGUCGUAAAAAGAAAAAAUUUACAAAAAAGAUAAAAAAAGACAUUCGCAAAGUUACAAUAAAAUUUAUGUUUUCAUAAUGUUAAAUCACAAAAAAAAUCAAAAUAUGUUGAGCAUCUCGACCUUGACAAAAAUCUGUAGAGUUGAAUAUGAAUUCAUAUAUUAUAUAUAUUUAUUUUUGUGUUCGUAAUUAAAAAAAGAGCGUGUGUGUAUAAGAAGUGAAAAUUCAUUGGCAAAAUUCAAAGUUACCAAAAACGUUGCCCUACUCUAUGACAUGAUGGUAUUACCAUGACGCGACCUUGAAAUUUUACUCUCAACGCGCCGAAAGAAGUUUCACUAUAAAAGGCUACGGCAAAUAUGUUCAAUUGAUUUUGCACAAAUAUUGCAAGCCUUUUACGACAGAAUUAUUUCUUUUUAUGUUCAAAUUCUCAAAAUGCCAUAAAUAGUUAUGAAACGUUUGCUCAAUUUAUUUUCAAGUAACGCAGGUUCGUUUAGCUAUUUUAUUAUACAUAUUAGAUAUUCAUAUUUAUUUUUUAUAUUACGCAAAAAUGCGUAGAAAUUAUAAAAAAAUAAUUUAUAAUUUUGUUUGUGACCUCCAUGUUGUUUUAUUCACGACAGCGUUUAUACUGCCACGUAUCCCUUAUGAAUAAGAAUAAAAAAUGCCCAAAAAAAAAACUUAAUGUUUGAUCUAUUACGCUUAUUAAUUACAUUAAUAUAGUAAUAAUUAUAAUAAAACCUCUAUUUGUAAUGUUAAUGUUUAGAUGUAACUGUUAUUAGACAUUUUCUGUGUUUUAACAUUUUUUGUGCACAUUGGUCUGUUUAGUGAAAACUUUGAGAUUCACUGACAAAUAAUUUUAAAUGUGGCAACACUAUCAAUGGUUUUAAUUAUCUAUACCGUAUUGCGAUCGCACAUCUUAGUUUAACGACAUACAAAAAGCAAAUUUAAGGAAAUAAUAUUAAAAUUGAAUUUAUUUGUUAUUAGAGCCAGCGAGCACGAGCAACAUUAUCUCCGCAACUAUUUUGUCUCUCCCAUCAACUGUAUGGGGAGUUGCGUCGCUACGUGCGCGCACUUUCUUACUAGCCCAUGGGUGGGAGAGACAAAAUAGUUGCGGAGACAAAGUUGCUCGUGCGCGCUACCUCUAAUUAAUGAUAUAAUUAUUUACAAUAGUUUACAAUUAUAUAAAUGACAUUCGAACCUAUAAAAAUGGCAGACUUUUUUGUUGUUUUUUUAUUCUGUCAGAGAAUCUCAAACUUUUUACCAACAAUUUGCCCAAGGUUUUGAUUUUAAAAAUAAUUAAUGCACAAAGGAUCGUCAUAUUCAAUACAUCACAUGUUUUUGUUAACAUGCGUUUUUUUUAUUUUAAUAUACUUAACUAGUAGGUAUUAAAAUUAUCUUACGAUUUGGCUAAUAACUGUAACUUAUUUCUAGAGUGCCCUUAUUCUUUAUCUAGCAUACUAUAAUUACAAAAUUCCAUAGGCUCCAUGAAUUACAAUUUCCGAUUAGAUACUAUUAAACCUUUUUACCAUUAAAAAAAAUUGUUAAGAUAUUUUAUAGAUUACCUAAUUAUUUUUUUAAUAAGAUACAGUAAAAUCUGUUACAAUACCUAGUACCUAUAUGCUUUUAACAUACAACUGUACAAGUUUAUUAUAUAGCCACUUAUAAAUAUAGAAAACAUUAAAUAAAAUAAGUCGGGUUUUCCUUCCUAACGCUAUAAACUCCUGAAUGCACGAACCGAUUUCCACGGUUUUACACUCGUUGGAAAGGUCUCUGGCUCCGUGAGAGCAAAGAAAAUUCAAGAAACACUUCAACAGAAAACCGAGAAAAUCAUUUUUCACAUACAGAGCCUUGUCAUUUCGUUUGGUGUUUAAACUAUGAAGGUGGUAUGGUUUUUUUUUUCAUGCUCCUAUGGAAUUAGUAAUUAUUCGUCUCGUACCUUUGCUUAGCUCUUGACAAACACCCGCAUAACUUUUGCGAAUAAAUCUCGUUGUUUUUUAAAUGUUUUCGUCUAUGUAUUUGUAAUUACGACUUGACCAAAGCAAUCUAUCUAUGUAUAUCUAGCUGUAAUAUAACUAUCUACUAAUCUUAAUAUUAAACUAAUUGAAUAAUAAACUUUCCUUACGAAAAUAUCGUGUAAGAAAACAAUGUUAAUAUUUAAUACAAAUGAAAUUAAUUAACUUUUGUGUGACCCAAUUAAAAGGUUUUGGAAAUCCAUACUAAUUAAGCAUACUUUUAACGCAAUUAUUUAAAAGAAACAAAAUAAUAUGAUUAGCUUUUCUUGAGUGUCCCCCCAUGCACAAUUUUAAAAUUACCAAUUCCCAUCAACAAUUCGUUAAAAUAUUGAACAAAUGUAUAAACUCUAUUUUGUCUAUGGUUUCCCGUUUCUUAUAACUUAGUCCAUAUAUAUUACAAAAUAUGCGCUUAACCUUGCGGAGAGAAGCGCUCGCUUCCGCAUUUUACUCUUUUCUAAUACUGUAUUAAAUAUUUUUAGUUGUAGUUGUCAACAGGCUGGUCCCUGUUCUACCUACCUGAUAUUCUUUAUAUUUUAGGAAAUAAUUCCGGUUGUAGAUGUGUAAGAGUUUUAACGAGUCGAUUCGUUGGCCCGUAAUUGCUGUAUGAAUUGUAAUCAAAUGAAUUGUUACCAUUAUUUAUUAUCUCUGGAAAGAUACAUAAUUAUUGAUGUCCAGAUUAAAUUAUCGUUAAUUGUG